This is a messenger RNA of Ceratitis capitata (Mediterranean fruit fly), 940 nucleotides long. RefSeq lists its product as uncharacterized. NCBI's taxonomy places the organism in Eukaryota, Metazoa, Arthropoda, Insecta, Diptera, Tephritidae. Bases 355 to 669 code for a protein of 104 amino acids. The transcript is spliced from 3 exons. The record is from RefSeq and is a predicted model, not a curated record.
AAAGCGUACGCGAUUCGGCCGGCAUUCAAUGAGGUUUCAUGUAUCGUAUUAGUCGUGAACGGGCGGCCACAGCGUGACAAUUGAUUGAAACCCAACUACGCGAAGUGUGUUAAAAACGUCAAAGCAAAGCACAGAACGAUAGGCAAACGAACGCUUGAAUGUGCUCAUAAAAUUUUUUGAAUAUUUUGAAUUAAAAAAGCGACGAUUUCAGUAAACGAAAUUAUCAAAAUUGUGUGUGAAAUGAAAAAAUUUUAUUAAAAAUUCAGCGACAGCACGUUUGGCAUGAAAUAUUUUUGAUUAUUCAAAUUUAUAGCAAAAUCAAUAAACAAAAAAAAAAAAAAAAUUUUAAAAAAAAUGUUUUUCGUCUCAAAAACAACCUCCAACCGCCUCCACUGCCGCUUUGCCGCAGCGAAAAUAUUAUUUUUAUUCACAUUAUGCGUCUACUCCUUAGUCAGUGUGCCAAGGUUCGCGCACGCCAUUGAAUCGCUUGAGGAGCCAUCAGCUGCCAGCAAUUCAGUGGAGGAUAAUGAGGAGAGUUUCGUCGCAGAUACUCUGCUGGCGAAAGAUACGGUAUUGAAAAAGAAUCCAGCGAAUAUUGGUAAUAAAUUGAAGGAGUUGUGGGAGCAAAUACCAGAGCACACGUUAAAUGCCGUGGAUAUCAAAAAAUGAAGGAGCAGCUUUUGUUUAGUCGUAGAAUUAUGAUGGCGAUUCUGUCGCUAAGCUAAGAAGGGGUUUAAUUACAGUAAAAAAAGGGAAAAUGAUAAAUGGGAUAUUAUGUCUAACGACACCUGAUUGGGAGCUCAGAAUGUCUUUUUUUCGAUGCAGUAAGCUGAACUUGAAUGUUGAGAUUAAUCAAGAGAACUUUUACCAACGAAAAAAAUUUAUAUAUAAAAUUAAUCUAUAUGUAUUUUAGUAACUAAUUAAUUAUAAAUUAUAAAAA